This is a messenger RNA of Dioscorea cayenensis subsp. rotundata (Guinea yam), 2019 nucleotides long. RefSeq names its product WD40 repeat-containing protein HOS15. Gene Ontology annotation, biological process: regulation of transcription by RNA polymerase II. The transcript has 14 exons. NCBI's taxonomy places the organism in Eukaryota, Viridiplantae, Streptophyta, Magnoliopsida, Dioscoreales, Dioscoreaceae. The record is from RefSeq and is a predicted model, not a curated record. Gene Ontology annotation, cellular component: histone deacetylase complex. Bases 86 to 1750 code for a protein of 554 amino acids. Gene Ontology annotation, molecular function: protein binding; transcription corepressor activity.
AAAUAAAAAGAUUAAAAGCCCCGAAGAAGAGAGCAAGAUCCUUCUUUUGCUCGCCGGAAACCUCCGAUGCUUGCUCGGAGAUCCAAUGGGGGCACCGUCGAUCACUUCCCAGGAACUCAACUUCCUCGUCUUUCGUUAUCUUCAGGAAUCAGGUUUCACGCAUGCGGCUUUUACCUUAGGUUAUGAGGCUGGGAUAAACAGGAGCAAUAUUGAUGGGAAUUUAAUUCCACCAGGCGCCCUUGUCACUUUCGUGCAGAAGGGACUUCAAUAUAUUGAAUUGGAAGCAAAUUUAGAAAGUAAUGAUGCAGCUGUGGAUAGUGACUUCUCUUUCCUGCAACCCCUGGAUCUUAUCACAAAGGAUGUCCCUGAAUUGCAACAAAUUAUUAAAGAGAGAAAGGAACAACUUCAGAUGGCUAAGGGCAAUGAUUUAGACAGCCAACGUGGAUCAGAAAAAGAGAGAGAAAAGCAGGACAAAGAUCGUGAUAAAGAAAUGCAGAAAGAAAAGAUGGACAAGGAUUGUGAGCGAGAGAAGGAGAAGGAUAGGCAUCAUGAAGAGAAUAAAGAUAUGGCUAAAAAUCGUGAAGAUAAAACAAAAUCUAAACCAGAUGAAAAUGAUGUUCGUGGAGGAUCUGAGGCAAUGGAUUGUACGCCUGUGAGCUUUGAGAUUCCAUCAUCUGAAGUUACCAUUUUGGAAGGACAUAGUUCUGAGGUUUUUGCUUGUGCAUGGAGCCCAGCAGGUUCUCUUCUAGCAUCUGGCUCUGGAGAUUCAACAGCACGAAUUUGGACAAUUCCUGAUGGACCCUGUGGCCCUAAUUCACAAAUCACGGCGCAAAGUGUACAGGUUUUAAAACAUUUUAGAGGAAGAACUAAUGAGAAGAGCAAGGAUGUUACUACCCUAGAUUGGAAUGGUGAAGGGACACUGCUGGCAACUGGUUCAUAUGAUGGUCAAGCAAGAGUAUGGACUAAAGAUGGGGAGUUGAAGAAUACUUUAAUCAAGCAUAAAGGACCAAUCUUCUCCUUGAAGUGGAAUAAGAAGGGUGAUUGUCUUCUGAGUGGAAGCGUGGAUAAAACUGCUAUUGUUUGGGAUACCAAAACAUGGGAGUGUAAGCAACAAUUUGAAUUUCACUCAGCUCCAACUCUUGAUGUCGACUGGAGAAACAAUAAUUCUUUCGCAACAUGUUCAACAGAUAGCAUGAUUUAUAUUUGCAAGAUUGGAGAGAAUCGCCCUAUCAAGGCUUUCUCAGGCCAUCAGGGUGAAGUUAAUGCCAUCAAAUGGGAUCCAACUGGUUCGCUUCUAGCAUCAUGCUCUGAUGAUGGAACUGCAAAGAUCUGGAGCAUGAAGCAGGACAAGUGUUUGCAUGACUUGAAGGAGCACAUCAAGGAGAUAUAUACCAUCAGAUGGAGCCCAACUGGACAGGGAACAAAUAACCCAAACAGGCAAUUAGUGCUUGCAAGUGCAUCCUUCGAUUCAACCAUCAAACUAUGGGAUGUUGAACGCGGAAGCCUUCUGUAUAGUUUGAAUGGUCACAGGCAACCUGUGUAUUCUGUCGCAUUUAGCCCAAAUGCAGAGUAUCUAGCCAGUGGAUCACUUGACCAGUGUGUCCACAUAUGGUCAAUGAAGGAAGGAAAGAUCGUUAAGACAUACACGGGUGGUGGUGGAAUUUUUGAGGUGUGUUGGAACAAAGAAGGCGACAAGCUUGCCGCAUGUUUCUCUAACAGUACCGUAUGUGUCAUGGAUUUCAGAAUGUAGUCGAUGAAAUUUAUGAGCACAAUCCAUGAAGUUACAGAUAAAAUUUAAUCUAUGUAUAUCCUGAUUGGAAAAGAUAGUUUCAUUCCCUGACUUUUUAGGGCUUCCUUGACAAAUUUAGAUGACCCAUUUUGCUGCUAAUUGUUAUGUUAUGCUUUGGAUUUGUUUAUCAUCUCAGCUUAGUGUUAUGUACAGUCUUAAACUGUUGCUUAUUGUGGUAAAAACCAACUCCCAUUAUGUUUUAACUAGUGAUUUAUUGAUUUAGACUCUCA